AUGCUUCAAUUGUACGUAUUGAAAUUAUUGGAAUUACAAAGUCGUUACUUUGGGCGACAAUGGCGUAAAAAUAAUAUGUCAAUUAUGUCAGCUAUUUAUCAGAAAGUUAGACAUCGAUUAACAGAUGGUUGGGCCUAUGGGAAUGUUGUCUUCAAAUCAGCUCCCAUACUUAAACGUACAUUACGCGUCAGACAUGCAAUGCUUCAAUUGUACGUAUUGAAAUUAUUGGAAUUACAAAGUCGUUACUUUGGGCGACAAUGGCGUAAAAAUAAUAUGUCAAUUAUGUCAGCUAUUUAUCAGAAAGUUAGACAUCGAUUAACAGAUGGUUGGGCCUAUGGGAAUGUUGUCUUCAAAUCAGCUCCCAUACUUAAACGUACAUUACGCGUCAGACAUGCAAUGCUUCAAUUGUACGUAUUGAAAUUAUUGGAAUUACAAAGUCGUUACUUUGGGCGACAAUGGCGUAAAAAUAAUAUGUCAAUUAUGUCAGCUAUUUAUCAGAAAGUUAGACAUCGAUUAACAGAUGGUUGGGCCUAUGGGAAUGAAAUGAAAACUCAAAGAAUUAUAUCACGCAAAUCUAUGUUACAUUAUUAUAUUGAACAAAAUUUCCAACUACUAAACCAAAAGAUCAAUAUGAUACGACUAGAGAAAACUAAUAAUUCAUUUGUGAAGCUGAGACUGGUUGAUUUAAGUACUCCAUUUUUAACUAUUGUAUAA
This is a messenger RNA of Heterobilharzia americana, 714 nucleotides long. The record is from the annotation of a GenBank genome assembly. NCBI's taxonomy places the organism in Eukaryota, Metazoa, Platyhelminthes, Trematoda, Strigeidida, Schistosomatidae.